AUGGGGUUUCUUUGGAACUACUUCGUAGCACUCAUAUUCGUUGAGAUGUCGGUUUUAGUCAUCGUAGAUGUGAUUUUAAGUUCAAUGUGGAACAUUAAAGGUGAGUCUGCGUUAGGUUACUAUGCGAUUUCAUUGGUUCAUGGUAUUUUAGGUUUAGGGGCAGACAACCUUGAUAAUAUUGCAAUACGAUUUCACUUUGGUUGUUAUUUUCAUACUGCAAAUGGUCAUGUGCAUUAUGUGGGUGGACAAAUUGCUGAGUCUUGGAUUGACGUGGACAAGCUGUCAUAUUUUGAGAUCAAGGGGCACCUGGGUGAUCAUUUAACCUCAAAAAGUAUCUUGUGGCUGUAUUGGCUGCAGCCUAGGAUGGAUUUGGGGGCUGGGUUGGUCCUAUUGUUAGAUGAUGCUUCCAGCAAGGUCAUGAUUGAUUAUCACACAGAUGGUGGGGCAGUGGAUAUGUAUGCUGAGGAGAAGUGGCGCAUACUGUUGAAGGUGGAGGAUGAAAGUUACAUGGACAGCAAAGAUCAAGCUCGAGUUGCUCACCUUGGAAGCAGCUUGAAGCGGCGGUGCGAUGGCGCGGCCUGCCGUCCGCUGGGGAGAAAACCAGUGGGCGUGGCGAGGCAUGACGAAACGACGAUGGCGAGUAGUAGCGGCGAACAGAGGCAGUACGGCUCGCUGCCUGAUCCCAGGACGAAUGGGGAGGACGUGACGCGGCAGCAAGCGAUCAGGAAGAAGAGAAGAAAGGGUAACACCGGCUGGCCGCGGCUCCAAGGGGCGUGCUGCCCAUCCCAGCAGGCAGCCCGAGCCAGAAAUGUUCCGCGUAAUGUUUUGGCCAUGAGAGAGAGGGGACAGGGUUUUACUAACCCAUGCUCGGAGGAGAGAAGUCUCUUGGAUGAAUAG
Molecule: messenger RNA, 897 nt
Organism: Miscanthus lutarioriparius
Lineage: Eukaryota; Viridiplantae; Streptophyta; Magnoliopsida; Poales; Poaceae
Source: the annotation of a GenBank genome assembly